Callorhinchus milii (elephant shark) is the source of this 319-nucleotide messenger RNA. RefSeq names its product muscle-specific beta 1 integrin binding protein (gene mibp). Gene Ontology annotation, cellular component: cytoplasm. NCBI's taxonomy places the organism in Eukaryota, Metazoa, Chordata, Chondrichthyes, Chimaeriformes, Callorhinchidae. The record is from RefSeq and is marked provisional.
AGUGACCAAUGGUGGGAAAACCACCCUGACAAAUAGAAUUAGCAAAUCGCUACCAAACUGUUGUGUUGUACAUCAGGAUGACUUCUAUAAGGCGCCAGAUCAGAUACACGUUGGGGAAGAUGGAUUUAGACAAUGGGAUGUGAUCACGGCCCUGGACAUGGAGGCUAUGACCAGUACGGUCAAUGCCUGGAUCGACAACCCCGUGAAGUUCGCCCGAUCCCACGGCAUCAAUAUCAGCCCUGCUUCCGAGGAGCCCAGCGAUCAGGAGGAAGGGGUGCAAAUAUUGAUCGUGGAGGGUUUCCUAUUGUAUAACUACAGG